AAGAAAGUUACACUGAACACUUAGUAGUUUGAGUAUAUAAUAACUAACUUGACUUCAUGAAAAAUCAGUACAGUUCUCGUCAGUGUAGCGAGAAGAUCAGUCUGUCAUUGACUAAACAACACUAAAGUCGUUUGAAAAGUUACACUUUCAUUAAAAUGUCUGAUAAAUCAGCGAAAGAAAUUUUUUAUGAUAAAGUACAACCAAUUAUUGAUAGUUGUGACGAUAGAUCUAUAUUACUGUCUGAGGAAAGGUACGAAUUGCUUGUACGAGAAGUUGAGCAUGCUCAAAAUGUUGCAAAAAUCAGGAGUCUCGACAAUAUAAGUGUUCAGUGUAACUUUCUUCCUAGAACUGAAAACAAUUAUAAGGGGUCUAAGCAAAUGUAACGUUCGCAGUUUACCAAUUUUAUUUCAAUAUUUCUUAACUCGGCAGUUCUUAAAAUUUUUCAUUACGAUAGAAAGUCAUUCUCAAUGCAAUUUUUAAUUAUAAAAAAUCGUUUUCCGGGGGGUUGGCUACCUUUUGUGGGAGGGAGGCAUCCAAAAAAGUAAAAUUUUGAGUGACGUAUUUUAUGAUCAUGAUCGUGUUGAUGUGUCAACGUAAUUUUGUCUUAAAUAAUAAAAAGGUAUCAAAAGUCUACAACAAUAAUAAAAAACAUAAAUUAUAUAAGCUGUCAAUUUGUUGAAGAAUUUAAAGGAAAAAAUCAUCGCGCAACUUAUUAACGAUUAGUAACGUUCAAGUAGGGAUAAGUAGUUUUCACGGAAAUAAAAUAAUGUUAUUUACGCAUCUUCACAUUUCUAACCACCAACAACAAUAAUAAUUAAUUAUUAUUAGCGAAAUCAACACCUGAACAUUUAAACCAUAAGUUUCUUAAUGAUUAUUUAAAUUGUAAAAAGCUUAGUAACGCUUAGUUGCCAUAAACAAGUAGGCCUGGAAAAUUCCAAAUGUUUUGUCAAUAAUUACCAUUACUAAGUUACCAACAAAUAGAUUGGAACAGAAAUUGUGAACAUUUGCAUCAACACACUUCCAUUUUGACAAUCUGUCAGAUAUUAUAAGAAAAAAAUUGAAAAUGGUUGAAUUACAGGGGAAAACAUCAUAUAAAAGCGAUAAGAAAGUACCUCUUUCAGUGAGAUACAAUAUUCCAGAUUAUUAUUUAGACUUUGAAUAUGUUAAUAAGUGCACGAAUGGUAAAACUUUAGAAAAGAUAUUGAAAAUAUUACGGUCGGGAGAAGAAGGAUAUUAUCCUCAACUUGUCCAAGCUACAGAAGAGAGACUAAAAUUAAUUAACCCAUCAAGUAAAUUGUUACGUGUUGUAACACCAGCAGUAUCAAAAAAAGAUUUGGAAAAGGAGGAAGUUACUAAACUUACUACGGAUCUGGACGACUGGUUGAAGGUAGUGAAUCAAAACGACACGGAAUUAAAACUUAUGAAGUCUAAUAAAUCUAUUACAGACGAAAUAACCGAAAUUAGAUCCGAUAAAAAAAUAUCUCAAAGUCCAGCCCCCAAUAAUGGAAAACGAAUAGCGUCCACAGAUUAUGCAGCCUGGGAUAAGUAUGAUCCCGAUGUGGAGCUUAUUAAAAUGGAUGUCGAAGAAACACAUACAACUAAAGAAAUCACAAAAAAAAUGAAAGAAAGAGAAAAAAAGACUGUGAGAUUUAGCAAUUUUCAAACGCAGGCUGAAAUUUCACUACAAGCAAAUAGAGAACGAGAAAAAGGCAAUGAGUUCUUUAAACAAGGUGAUUAUCAGGAAGCCUUGCAUUAUUACACAAAUAGUCUCAGUUGUAAAUCAACUGCAGCUGCAUAUACAAACCGAGCUAUUACAUUUAUUAAGCUGAAAAAGUAUGACGAUGCAAUAGCUGAUUGCAAAAUGGCACUAAAAUUGGAACCUUUAAAUGUCAAGGCUCACCUUCGAAUAGCUCAAUGCUUGGAAGCGCAAAAACAGUUCAAAAAGGCCCUCGAAUAUGCUGAUAGGGUAAUACAUUUAGAACCAAAUAAUAUAAUUGGCCAACAAUUACUCAACACACUUCGAAAAAAGUGUGGAAUUUCAAUAAAGGCAACGACACGGCUACAAAUUCAAGAAGUAGAAGAGGAAAAUGAUCUUAAAGCAAUUAUCUGUGACGAAUUGGAAGAACCGAGUUCACCAAAAACUAUCAAACCAAAACAAGCACCCCGAAGUGUUCUUAAAUCCUACAGAUAUUACGAACUAGUACCAAUUCCAGGAACAUCCAAAAUGUCACCACCAUUUUUUGAGGAAAUACGUGCAAACAAUUGGGAAGAAUUUCGAGAAAAAAAGUGUCGAAUUUUGAAUUCUACAAUUGGCCCUCUUUUUUCAACUACUAUCGACAUUUCAUCUGACGAUGAUAUUACGCCGACUACAAAAAAUGUAAAGGCAACCACCGUUAAUAAAGCGGUAUUUUCUACAUCUACAGAUAAAAAGACGAUAGUAUCUCCAAUAACUAAAAAAAUAAGCAAACAUAUUAUUAAGAAAUCUAUAUCAAAAUGCGAUAAAAUAAAUGUUUCCGUUUGUAAUAAAAACGAAACUAAUAAUAACCAACAUUUUAAACAAGUAAAUCAAAAACACAUGGAAGAGAAGAGUACAAAAGAAAAACAUGCAUCAAAUAAACAUGUAGAAAUGAAAAUAAUACCUAAAAUUAAUCCUGCUUUACAAGAUCCUUGUUCAAAGGGAGAGCCUUUUAACCAAGCAAUGGAUGUUAUUCCCGAACAGGGAGAACUGAAUCGACCAUUUAAUUUCUUGAAGGAAUGGCUAUUGUACAGUAACGACACAACAUAUAAAAGAAAAGCAGACAUAUUACGAAAUAUGAACUUGGACAGGCUGCCAGAAGUUAUUGGGAUAAAAUUAGAUAGCAAAAUGUUUAGUGAAAUGGUGAAUUGCUUAUUCAUACACUUUACCGUUCCAGCAGAAAUUGAAAAUCUUAAAAAAAUCCUAACAAACAUGACAAGAGUUCCCCGAUUCAACAUAAUUCUUCUUUUUCUAUCUGACACCGAUCGCAAAUGCCUAAAUCACAUGAUAAGUUUCUUGGACCAACACGGAAAUAGUUUGCCAUUAGAAUUAAAAACAGUGUACAUGAGUUAGCAUCUGUGUUAAUGCUCAUCAAUGAUUAACCAGGUUGGCUAAUUUAUUAAAAAAUAUAUUUCCAACCGUUACUAACAUCUACAUUUGUACUUCUUUCAUUUUAUGUAUUACAAUUGUACAGUAAUUAAAACAUUUUGAACCGUUUUUAUAAAUUUGAUAUUAAGCUUUUACCUCAUCAAGCAAAUUUAUUAACAUUAGGUACAACUCUAACAAGCAUAACAUUCUUAAGCAGGUCAACCGGUAGAGACAGUAAGUAAAAAUCCGUACGAAUUCCGCUAUGCACGCCUAGCGCGGAUUUUUACUUACUGUCUAACAGUUGUCAUUCUUAAGCGUAUUAUAUUUGUUAUAUUAGACAAAAUUUUGUGGCUUUAUCAUCUUAACAAUACAAUUUCUUUCUCUUCAGUUGUAAUAUGUAAAGUUCAUAGGUGAUAAUGGUCAAUAUGGCUUUUAUUUAUUGUAAAACCACAUCGACGUUUCGCCUCAGACGGGUUUCUUAAGGUAGGUUUUUAUGUCAUGUAGAAAAUAGUUCCAAUUAAUUCAGUGUAUACAAAGGAGCAAUAAUUUUUCAGUGAGACGUUAAUACACAAAACAUAAGUAUAAAUAAAAGAAAUAAUCAAAAAUGCACUUAAAUUAAAAAGAUAACAUGAUUGUACAAAUAAAAUAAUAAACAACGGACAAUCUACCAGCAGAAAGCCCCUCUUCUGGGGCAAAACGUCGAUGUGGUCUUACAAUAAAUACAAGCCUUAUUCACCCUUAUCAGUUCAGGGUCUUACAUUUUAUCAUCUCCAUUUUUGUUUCAAAGACAUUGUUUCUACGCAUACUGCUGUUGUUAAGUCCACCGCUAACCCUUACAACAAAAACACGGUAUGGACUGAGAGACAAAAAUCAGUCAGUGUCCAUUUAAAAUUAUAGCUUACAAAUAUUAUUUUAGUUAUUUACGUUUAUGAGUAUCGCUACGGCUGAUUAGUAUUCCAAAGUAUACAUAUUAAUAGAAAUACAAAUUAAAGAGACAAUUCAUAAUGUAAAAUUCGCACUUGAAUCUCGAGUUAGAGAGAUGAAUAAAUUCGAACUAAAGAGUUUGGAAUAAAUAUAAAACAAUUGUCAAGGAAACAAAAUAAUACGAGAAUUAGACAUG
Messenger RNA from Agrilus planipennis (emerald ash borer), 4223 nucleotides. RefSeq names its product sperm-associated antigen 1 (gene Spag1). The transcript has 3 exons. Lineage: Eukaryota; Metazoa; Arthropoda; Insecta; Coleoptera; Buprestidae. Gene Ontology annotation, cellular component: mitochondrion; cytosol. Bases 1064 to 3088 code for a protein of 674 amino acids. Gene Ontology annotation, molecular function: heat shock protein binding. The record is from RefSeq and is a predicted model, not a curated record.